AUGGCGAGAAGACGCACUAAAAAGAGAACGCAUGUUGGCUCUAAUAAUGGACCGGCGACUAAAUUGGCUUCGAGCAAAUCAUCAAAAACUCCCAAAACGAUGGUGAUUCGCAUUGGAGCUGGAGAAGUCGGACCUAGUGUAAGCCAGCUGGUAAAGGACGUAAGGUUAAUGAUGUCGCCAGAUACUGCGGCGCGUCUUAAGGAAAGGAGGGCAAACAGGUUACGAGACUACAUCACCAUGGCUGGGCCCUUAUCUGUCACGCAUCUUAUGCUCUUCUCGCGUUCUGAAUCUGGCAACACUAACUUGCGAGUCGCUAUCACGCCGCGCGGCCCAACACUGAAUUUCCAGGUCGAAAAGUAUUCACUGUGUAAAGAUGUGAGGAAAGCAUACAAACGCCCUCGAGGUAGAGGGAAAGAAUACAUAACAGCCCCUCUGCUGGUCAUGAAUAACUUUACCACUCCUUCCUCAGCCGAUACAAAAGCCGAAAAUAAGGUUCCCAAGCACCUCGAGUCUCUCGUGACAACUAUUUUCCAAUCACUCUUUCCGCCUAUCAUGCCGCAGAUUACACCACCCUCUUCAAUCAAGCGGGUUAUGUUACUCAACCGUGAGCCCGCCAAAGAAAAUGACGGGACAUACACCCUGAAUUUACGACAUUACGGAAUAACUACGAAAGCUUUGGGCUUAUCCAAACCUCUCCGAAGGCUCAACGCUGCUGAGAAGUUAAUCAAAUCUCAAAAUAACAAUAAAACAAGCAAAGGAAGUUUACCUAAUUUGGGGAAAAUGACAGAUAUUGCAGAGUUUAUGGUCGGUGAUGAAUCCAGGGGGUACAUGACCGAUUUUACCAGCGGAAGUGAAGUUGAUACGGAUGCAGAGGUUGAAGUGGCGGAGAUCAGAGCUAAAAAGAUACUAUCUAAGCAACAAAAAGAUCGCCGUGCAAGAGAGAGCCAAAAUUCUGGGAUGAACAAUCGCACGGAUAGGCGAGCCGUAAAGCUUGUCGAAUUGGGUCCGAGAAUGAGGUUACGCAUGACUAAAGUUGAGGAAGGUUUGUGUAGUGGCAAGAUCAUGUGGCACGAAUACAUUAAGAAGACACCAGAAGAAAUUGAAGCGCUGGACAAGAGAUGGAAACAAAGACACCAAGAAAAAGAAGCCAGAAAACGCCAGCAACGGGAAAACAUUGAAAAGAAGAAAAAGAAGACGAGUACUCCUGCAAACAAAGAGGAAGAUGAAGAGGAGCUAGAUAUGGACGAAUGGGAUAGCGAAGACUUUUCAGAUGAGGAAAUGCUAGAUAGCAACCAUGUAGAAGGUGAAGACGAGACCAUUAAAAAGUAA
Blumeria graminis f. sp. triticale is the source of this 1329-nucleotide messenger RNA. NCBI's taxonomy places the organism in Eukaryota, Fungi, Ascomycota, Leotiomycetes, Helotiales, Erysiphaceae. The record is from the annotation of a GenBank genome assembly.